Messenger RNA from Nicotiana tabacum (common tobacco), 2777 nucleotides. Its product is annotated as ethylene receptor 2-like. The record is from RefSeq and is a predicted model, not a curated record. Gene Ontology annotation, molecular function: protein binding; ethylene receptor activity; ethylene binding. Gene Ontology annotation, biological process: phosphorelay signal transduction system; response to ethylene. Gene Ontology annotation, cellular component: endoplasmic reticulum; endoplasmic reticulum membrane. Lineage: Eukaryota; Viridiplantae; Streptophyta; Magnoliopsida; Solanales; Solanaceae.
CUUUCUUCCUUUCUUUGCUUACUUUUUCUGCUCUCUUAGAAAACAAGUGAAAGUACAAUCCUCUCUCUCUCUCUCUCUCUCUCUCUCUCUCUCUCUCUCUCUCUAUAUAACAACACUUCUUCGACUUGUUCUUGCUUUUCUUCUUCUUCUUCGUAAGAGAAAUUUCAGUUCUUGAAACUUGCAUUCCAGCACAGAAGAAAGAAAAACAGGUAUAUGAUUGUACAUUAUGCAGCAUUGGUGCUGAAAGUGUAAACGCGAGUAAGUCUAUUGGAUGCAAUGUUGAAAAGAGUAGCGUUGUGGUUGUUGAUUUUAUCGUUCCUUGUUUCCUUAUCGAUUGCUAAUGGUAGCGUUAUUGAGUGUAAUUGUGAUGAUGAUGACGAUGAGGUAUUUUGGAGCGUCGAGAGAAUUUUAUUUUGCCAAAGACUCAGUGAUUUCUUUAUUGCAGUAGCCUAUUUUUCCAUUCCGAUGGAGAUAGUUUACUUUGUCAGCUGUUCUAACUUUCCCUUUAAAUGGGUGCUCUUUCAAUUCGGAGCAUUCAUUAUACUCUGUGGAUUAACUCAUUUCCUCAGUUUCUUGACUUAUUUUGGCCAAUACACAUUUCACCUUGUGCUUGCCCUUCUUGUUUCCAAACUCCUUACCGCAGUCGUCUCUAUGCUCACUGCUAUAACCCUUAUCACCCUCAUCCCUUUGCUGCUUAAAGUCAAGGUAAGGGAAUUUAUGCUGAAAAAGAAGACUCGGGAUCUUGGUCGAGAAGUUGGAAUAAUAAAGAAGCAAAAGGAAGCUGGAAUGCAUGUUCGGAUGCUUACACAAGAGAUCCGGAAAUCACUUGAUCGACAUACAAUACUAUACACAACUCUGGUUGAGCUAUCGAAGAUAUUGGAUUUGCAGAAUUGUGCUAUUUGGAUGCCUAAUGAGAACAGAACUGAGAUGAAUCUGAUGAAUCUGAGUCAUGAGCUUAGAGGGAGGAAUAUUUCCAGUAUGUAUAAUAUGCCGAUCCAAACCAGUGAUCCAGAUGUAAAAGAGAUCAAGGGGAGCGAUGUUGUAAAGAUACUUGACCCGGGCUCCCCACUUGCUGCUGCAAGUAGUGGAGGGAGUUGUGAGCCGGGAACUGUGGCUGCAAUUAGGAUGCCAACGCUGAAGGUCUCGAAUUUCAAAGGUGGAACGCCUGAGAUUGUCCCGCAAUGUUAUGCAAUCCUUGUUUUGGUUCUUCCUAGCGGAAAGGAUAGGUCUUGGAGUAACCAGGAAAUUGAGAUAGUCAGGGCUGCAGCCGAUCAGGUUGCCGUGGCUCUGUCCCAUGCUGCAGUGCUUGAAGAAUCUCAGCAUAUGAGAGACAGAUUGAUGGAACAGAAUCGAGCGCUGCAACAAGCAAGAGAGGAUGCUCUUAGGGCAAGUCAAGCAAGGAAUGCAUUUCAGACGGUUAUGAGCCAUAGGUUGAGAAGACCGAUACACUCAAUUUCAGGUCUGCUCUCCGUGUUGCAGGAUGAGAAGUUAGGUACUGAUCAACAGCUUCUUGUGGAUGCUAUGAUGAAAACCAGCAACGUCGUGUCCACACUGAUGGAUGAUGUGAUGGAUACUUCAAAAAAGGACAAGGUAAGAUUCCCAUUGGAGAUGCGGCAUUUUCAGCUACAUUCCAUGAUAAGAGAAGCCGCUUGUCUUGCCAAGUGUUUGUGUACAUAUAGGGGUUAUAAUAUAGGCAUUGAAGUUGACAAAUCUUUGCCUAAUCAUGUUAUGGGUGAUGAAAGAAGAGUGUUUCAAGUUUUACUUCAUAUGGUAGGAAAUCUUUUGAAGGGAAACAAUGGAGGGCAUCUUAUCUUCAGAGUUCUACCAGCAAGUGAAAAUGAUGUAAGUUGGAAAACAAGGAGAUCAAACUCAUCUACUGACAAUGUUUAUAUCAGGUUCGAAAUUUUAGCUAGCAUUAAUCGAUCUAAGGCAGAGCGCAUAAUAUCCACAUUACCUCAUUGCACUCAAAUGUACUGCAACAAUGAGGUUGAGGAGAGUUUGAGCUUUGCCGUUUGCAGGAGGUUGGUUCAUUUGAUGCAAGGAGAUAUCUGUGUAGUCCUAAAUCCAGAAGGUUUUGAUCAAUGCAUGGCUGUUAUUGUUGGGUUUCGAAGGCAGCCAUCAAUUCCUAUAAGCAUACCUGAAUAUGGGGAAUCCUCUGACCCUUCACAUACACGUUCUCUUCUCCACGGUGUAAAAGUUCUAUUAGCUGACUAUGAUGACAUGAAUAGAGGUGUAGCGAGGAAGAUGCUCGAGAAAUUGGGAUGCAUUGUUUCUGUUGUUUCGUCUGGAUAUGAAUGCCUCGGUGCUAUCGGCCCUGCUGUAUCCUCGUUCCAAAUUAUACUUUUGGAUCUUCACUUGCCUGAUGUAGAUGGCUUUGAAGUUACUAUCAGGAUCCGAAAGCAUCGAAGCAGGAGCUGGCCUUUGAUCAUUGGUUUAGCUGCAACUGCUGAUGAAGAUGUAAGUGGAAGAUGCCUGCAGAUCGGAAUGAAUGGAACUAUCCGUAAACCAGUACUCUUACCAGGACUUGCUGAUGAGCUUCAGAGGGUCCUGCUGCGGGCAAGCAGAGUAAUGUCGUGACAGUAACACUGCCUUGCAAUGGACGAUAAUUAGGCAAGGAACCUUUUUAAGGUACAAUGCUAGAUGUACAAAUAGAAAAGCAUAGAACUUUCAGCAUACUGAUGUUACAUACACACCUUGUAAGUCAAAAUGGUAUAGAAACUUUUGUCUUCUUUUCUUUUCAUAUAAAUCUUUAAGUUCUACAGCAUUUUGUUGCAGCA